This is a messenger RNA of Glycine soja, 1218 nucleotides long. RefSeq lists its product as uncharacterized. The transcript has 9 exons. The record is from RefSeq and is a predicted model, not a curated record. Gene Ontology annotation, molecular function: dihydroxy-acid dehydratase activity. Lineage: Eukaryota; Viridiplantae; Streptophyta; Magnoliopsida; Fabales; Fabaceae. Gene Ontology annotation, biological process: branched-chain amino acid biosynthetic process. Gene Ontology annotation, cellular component: chloroplast stroma. Bases 1 to 1218 code for a protein of 405 amino acids.
AUGCACCUCCACCUCUUCAAGGCCAUGCGAGACGGCAUCGCCACCGGCAUGGUGCCCUUCCACUUCAACAUCGUUGGCGUCAGUGACCCCAUCUCCAUGGGCACAUGUGGCAUGUGCUACAGCCUCCCGUCCAAGGACCUCAUUGCCAACAACAUUGAGACUGUCAUGGCAACGCAAUGGUACGACAACAACAUUUCGAUCCCCAACUUCAUGUCUCACAAAGAAAACCUCCUAUGUGAACUGAAUACAGAGAAAGGUACUUGGAAGAUAGUGGUGCGAAUAACUGAUAUAUGGCGUCUUAACAAGCAUAAUGGUCGACAAUCCAUUGAGAUGGUGUUGAUGGACCAUACGGGUACAAAGAUUGGGGCAACUCUAUGGCAAGAAUUGUUCCCUGAAUUUGAGCCCAAGUUGCAUUGUGGUGGUGCAUAUGUUAUUCAGAACGUGAAGGUUGUUGAUACUCAUUCUGACUACAAAGUGAGUACAAUUAAAUAUUUGGUUUAUUUCGUGAAGACAACCUCUGUGAAAGAGGUAGACAGACCUGAGAUUCCUCCUAAUGUUCAUUCCAUUACUUCAUUUGCUGAUAUAAUUUCAGGCGUUGCAAAACCUGAUACUUUAGUUGAUGUUGUGGGUGUUAUUGCUGAAGUGAUUGAACGCAAAACAGUUAAUCCUGUAUACAGAGUGACUGUCAAGUUGAGAGACAACAGUCAUGUUGAGAUCAUCAUGACCGUGUGGGAGGAAUAUGCUCUUCAGCUGGAUGAUACUAUUGAGAAAAACCAUUUUGUGCAAAAGCCAUUGGUUGUUAUGCUAACCCUUGCUAAGAUCAAAGAACCCAAGGACAAGUAUCCCCUCAGUGUACAGAAUAUAAAGCAUGGUUCGAAGUUGUAUGUGAAUGGUGACAUUGUAGAAAUCCAACAGUUCCAUGAUAGUUUACGUGUGCCAUUUUAUAUUGGCGGUCUAGAUGAUGAGGGUGAUGUUUCUCAGUCGCAGUCUACCCAAUAUUGCCAAAAUAAGUUUUUGCAUAAUGCUCAAAUAGUGCAGCCUGCCGUUCGUGCCAGAACCAUGUUACUCACACUAUUCCAAGCUGAAUAUGAUCCUGGAAAUACUGCCCUUGUAACUCCUGCAAAAAGAAUGUCCGAUCAGCAAGGAAGUAGUCAGUUUGAUAGUGACGAGUUCGCCACAUAUGAACUAUCGACCAACAAGCAUAUAAAAGCUGAGUAA